AGUAAUACCAAAGUCUGAAUUAGAAGCACAUUCCUUGCUUUCUGUCGUGAAAUGUAUCUGGUGAUUCUGUUCUGAAGACACAACCGUAGCUAUAACCAUGAGUAGUCUGUGGCUCCUUAUUUUCUUUCUUGGAUGCAGUUCUGGAGCUUCCUUCUUUGGAGACAGUUAUGUCGCUUUAAAAGUACAAAAUGUCUUCAGUACCGCCAGACUGCACCUCCAGUUUCUGACCAGCAAACACAACGGACUACUACUCCUAGUUGGAGGUGAAACAGACUACUUAAUGGUAGAACUUCGCUCAGGUGACCUUCAGGUACAGAUGCAUCUGGGUUCUGAAGAAGUGACUCUGCAAUCGCAAAAUGGUUUGAAGCUUAGCGACUUGCAGAUGCAUGAAAUCCAAAUUGUAUGGGAAGGCUCAACGGUAACAUUGGUAAUAGACAAGCUCUUUAACACUUUCACCAAUAUGGCUGGCAAUAUUCUGGAGAUGAAUGUGCAUCAUGGAUUUUAUCUAGGAGGACUCGAGAAUUUAAAAGUACCUUAUGUGGAAGAGACCAUUUCAUUUUUCAGAGGAUGCAUAACCAAUGCCAUUUUUAAUAAUAUUGACAUUUUAUCAUCUCUAAUACCACAGCCAGGAUAUAAAACAAUUAAUGCUGUUCAAGAGGGAUGCAGUGAAGAAUUUGGAGCAACAGAAAAUAAUCCAAUCAGAUUUGUUGGACCAACAUCAUUUGUUACUUUUGCAAGCUGGGGCAAACGAGAAGAAGGGAUUAUUGAGUUUCGGAUGAAGCCAAGCCUUAACAGAGCACCCCUAAUUUACAGUUCGGGAACUUAUUCUGGUUUUAUCUAUUUAGAUAUCAUUGAUGGACAUGUAAGAGGAGCUCUUGAUAAAGGGCAUGGGCCUGUUAUAGUAAACAACAGUGCUCAUGUUAGUGAUGACAACUGGCACCAUAUCAGAGCCUAUAUUGAUGCAAAAUUAUUUGAAAUAACUGUUGAUGAUUCAGUUUCUAGGAUGUAUAUCCCCAGCUACAAUGGCAAUGUCUUAGAUCUAAAUGAUAAGCUUUUCAUAGGUGGUAUGGAUGACAGGCAUUUAAGUCAACUCAAGAAAAAUACAAAGAACAUUAUUGAAAUAGAUGAAAAAUUCAAUAGCUUUUUUGUUGGUUGCAUUUCAGAUUUGCAAAUAAACUUUGAGAAAAAAAGUUUACGAGAUGCCCUUAUCACCAAGGAAAUUCUGAUUACAUGUGAGACUGAAGAAACUGAUACAGAAUAUGAUUAUCUGUAUGAGCCUUUAGAUAGUCUUUCAACAGAAGUUCCAGCUUUCCCACAGAUUCUAACAGCUAGUCCAGUAAUACAGUUAUGUAAGUCAAGCCCUGGCCAACCUUCUGUUUUUGCAAACUUUUCAAGACUACUGUACCUCAGCCCACUGAUUGCUACUGAAGGAAAGUCAGCAGUAUGGGAACCUGAGCGUAUUCAUCUUACUGUAGAUCUUGAUAGCAUCAACAUAAGGUCAUCGCAAGUUCAAUUUAAGGUAAUCCAUGAUGCUAUGCAUGGUCACCUGGAACUAGACAACCAAGACAAUAAUAACAAGAAGCUUUUCACGUUAAUGGACAUAAUGAAUGGGAAUGUAAGAUAUAACCAUGAUGGUUCUGAGGAAUCUGUAGAUCAGCUUAUUGUCGAAGUUAGUGUACACAGCAAGGGAAAUCUCCCUGAUUGCUUAAAAAAAGGACAAAACUACAUGUUACCUAUACAAGUGAACCCAGUUAAUGAUCCUCCCCAUGUUAUCUUCCCCAGUGGGAACCUAAUCUCGAUGAUGGAACACACAAGUAAGCGUUUGGGAACUGAUAUAAUUCUUAUAGUUGAUAAUGAUUCAGCAUGUGACAAACUGAAGCUUCUGUUAGCUCCUGGAUCAUUAAACAAAUAUGGUUAUCUAGAAAAUGUUGAUAUGCCAGGUAAGCCUAUGCAAGAGUUUUCAUGCAAUGACUUGAAUGCAGGCAAGAUCCACUAUGUGCAUAGAGAUGGCUUGAUGUCACAGUUAAUGUUUUAUGCAACUGAUGGUGAAUUAGUAAGUCAAGUUUUAACCCUACAAAUACAAGCAAUUGGUCCUGGUUUGAAGAUUCUGAACAACACAGGUUUGUUAGUUUCACAGGGUGAUGUUGCAUCAGUUACCAUUAGUAACCUCUCUGCAGGGACCAGCCGAGCACAAAAAUAUAUGGAUAUUAUCUACAAUAUCACAGAGCCAUUACAACAUGGGGAAAUACAAAAGCAAGAAAAAAAUGGAAAAUGGAAGGUAACUACCUCAUUCCAUCAGUCUGAUAUACUGAAAGGGUACAUCAGAUAUAUCAGCACAGAUCCAGGGUAUUACAAUGAAGAUAUCACAGAGGAAAUGAAAUUUGAUGUUCAGGCUGGUCAUGAAAUUCUUGCUAACAAUGUUUUCCUAAUUAAAGUUAAGAGGUCCAGAAUAAAACUAAACAAUUCUCCCAUUAUUGUUGGGAUGCAGAAAGAACAAACCAUUACAGACAAUGAGCUAAAAGCUGCAUUUGAGGGACAGCUCAUUGGGAAUGAUUCCUUUGAGUUCAGAAUUCAUACUGCCCCCAGCAAAGGAUACCUGACUCUGUCAGGAAAGAAGUUGACAGAACACUCAGUCUUCACUCAGCUGGAUGUGAAGAAAAAACGAGUUACAUAUGUAUCAAUUGCUAAAAACACUGAAAGGAUACGUGACCAUUUCCAAGUCCAAGUAGCUCUAAAUAAUCAUUAUUCACCUGUCUAUACAUGUACGGUUUGGAUAGAGGUUGACCCUGAUGUACCCAUUUUGACAAAUACUGGCUUGUCCGUCCUUGAAGGGGAUCAUAUACUGAUUACUAAGAAACAUCUAUUUGUUUAUAGUCAGAAUAGUGACAGUUUUUCAUAUGAAAUUACUAAGGCUCCUCAAUAUGGAAAACUGAUUGUCUCAACGUCCCCAAGCAUGAUACUGCCAUAUAGUUCAUCCAUCUCUUAUUUUACCAAUGAAGAUAUUCUUCAUGAAGGGCUUUUUUAUCUUCAUGAUGACUCUGAAACACUAGAAGAUAACUUUUCUUUCUCAGUGAUAAAAGAGUUUGAAGGCAGCACUGAUUACAUGUAUGACGAAGCUGGACCCAUCAACAUACGUGGUACUGUUAGGAUCUCCAUUAAACCCAAGAAUGAUCAAAUUCCAGUCAGGGUGGUAGAUAAGGUUUUUAAUGUUGUUCAAAAUGGCAGACAUUUGCUAACCACUGAUGACAUCUGUUAUUCUGACCUAGAUUCUGACUUUUCAGAAGCACAACUAAUAUAUAACAGGGAAGGAGUUCCCUAUGGUAAAAUUGUUGCUGCAGAUGACAUAUCCCACCAACUGUUCUGGUUCACCCAACAAGACCUACGAAAGAAACGUGUACUCUUUAUCCAUUCAGGAGCAGAUCGUGGCAAAUUUAUGCUGCGUGUGUCCGAUGGCCUUCACCGAUCUUCAGCCCUUAUUGAGGUUCAUGCAUCUGAACCUUAUAUAACUCUAAACAUCACUGGUAUCAUUGUUAAACAAGGUGGUGAGGGGAGAAUAAGCAGUAAUGUUCUGAAUACAGAGACAAACUUAGAUGUCAGAGAUGAAGAUCAGAUUCAAUACCAUAUACAGGUCCCACCAAGUCAAGGUGAUAUCUUAGUAGGAGAUGAACAGGUGUCUUCAUUUACUCAUCGUGAUCUCUUGGAUAAUAAAGUUUAUUAUCAACAUGAUGGAAGUGGAACAUAUAAAGAUUACUUCAAAUUUUCAGUGAAAAUAAAUAAAGAAGUUGAAGAAGGAACAUUUCCUAUAAAAAUUAUUCUUGAGGGCUAUCAACAACCUCUACUGAUUCAGCAUCAGGAAAUAAUUUCUGUUUUUGAAGGAGAACCAGCAGGUAUUAAGAAGGAAGACCUAAUGGUUUCUCAGGAAGAUACCCCUCCAUCUGAUAUUGUAUACUCAUUGAGAGAUGGACCCCUCUAUGGCUAUUUAGUAAUGUUGUCUGCUAAUACAGAUGUUUCUGCACCACCAGGCCUGGAUCCUGUCCAGACAUUCACCCAGGAGGAUAUAAAUAAUGGCCGAGUCCUUUACAUGCAUUCCAGACCUAAUGAAUCAAGUGAUGAGUUCACAGUUGAGGUGUCAAAUGGCUUCCAAAUACUGGAAGAUGUCAAAGUCCAAAUUGAGAUAUAUCCUAACACCAUUCAAAUGGAGGUUGAAAAUAUUACUCUUGAAGAAGGAGGAUUUACCACUCUAACUAAAGACAUUAUAAGAAUUCCAAAUGUAUACACCAAAUCUACAAAUGUUGAAAUCACCAUUUUAGAGAAACCUAAAUAUGGAGCCAUCCGACACAAGGAAAAACCUGAUCAAGAACUUCUCUUGUUCACUUGGAAUGAGGUUGAAGAGGGUGUUAUUCUGUAUACUCAUGAUCACAGUGAGUCUCUAUCAGACAACUUCACUCUCAUGGCAAAUACAUCAGAGAACGACAGACAGAGCCUACCAGCAGUCCUUGUUGUCAUGGUAAUACCAGUCAAUGAUGAAGUGCCGACCGUAACAAUAAAUAAAGGAUUAAAGAUGUGGAAAAGAACUACAACUGAGAUUCUGCCAAGUUUGUUACAUACUGAAGACGUGGAUACCCAGCCCUAUGGAAUAGUUUAUUUUCUUAACUCACCAUCUAAUGGAAAAGUAACCCUACAAAAUAAUCCUGAUGUUCCCAUUUUACAGUUCACCCAGGCUGACAUCGAUAACAGCCAAGUUAUCUAUACUCAUGAAGGAUCUCUAAUGGGCGGGUUUGAAUUUGAAGUAUCUGAUGGCAUCAACGUCUCACCAGGUCACUUUUUUUCUGUAAUUGCUAAUGAACAGGAGAUCAUCGUAGAAGGACAACAUAACUUAACUUUGUAUCCAGGAACUCAUCAUCAGAUCACAAGACAACAUUUAAAUGUGACGGUGGUUAGUCGUGAACCUAAAGACCCAGACCAAAUAAUUUAUUUUAUAGUGAUUCCUCCUAAAUUAGGAAGGGUAGUGCUGAUUUCUCAUGGUGAUGACAUCCAGGAUGUGUUCAACUUCACCCAUGCUCAGGUUGAAGAAGGUGCUGUCUUUUAUCAACAUGAAAUGCCUAACAGGCCAUUCUGGACUACCCAGGAUUCAUUCCAGUUUGUGGUAACAACCUCUCCAGAUUUGAGAAGUGAUACUCAUGUAUUUGAAAUAGUCAUAUCCUUUGAAGCCGACUGUCUAAUGUGCUCUACUCAACUUUGGAAAAAUAGGGAGCUGUCACUGCUGGAAGGUCAAAUAGCAAGAAUUGAUUUAUCCCACCUUGAUGCCUCCAACCUCUUAUAUCUUACAAAGCCCAAGAGGUCAUCUCGUAAUAUUGUCUUUAAUGUCACCAAAUUACCUGCUGCUGGAACACUAUCUGUAGGAGACAGACGCAUCACUCAAAAAUAUCCUUACUUUUUACAGGAAGAUUUGCAGCUUGGAGAUCUGGAAUAUUUCCACCAGAAUUCUGAGAUAUUUGCUGACAACUUUGCAUUCAAAGUGUGGAUGAAGCCCACAACUGUAGACCUCAGUUCAUCUGUACCAAAAGGAAAUACCCGUGUCAUUUCUGAAGUGUUUAAAAUUACCAUACGUUCUACACAUGAAAAUGCACCCCACCUAGUGAUCGCAAAUCUUUCCCUCCAAAUAGUGCAGGGAUCUUCCAUGGUGCUUACAAAGGACACUUUGAAAGCUGUUGAUGCUGAUAGCCCUCCUGAGGAAAUUACAUACAACAUUAUCAAUGGACCAUCCAACAGUUACUUAGCCAAUGUACAUAGUGGAACUAAGCAAAUCAAACAAUUUACACAGGAAGAUAUUAAUAAAGGAAGGGUGGUUGUUACCAACAAUGGAAAUACUUCAGUGGAUAUGUUUAGCUUCACUCUUUCAGAUGGAAUUCAUCACUCAGAAAUAAGUUAUUUCACUAUAGAGGUUCUACCAUUUAUUGUUUUAUCAGUACCUACAAGAAAUAUUGAAAUACUGCAAAGUGAUAAAUGGAUUUCGAUUGGUCCAGACAUAAUGACAAUCCCAAUAAGUGCAGGGGAUGAGGAAAAGCUCUACAGAAUCACUAAGUAUCCAUCAUUUGGAAAAUUAAUGAUGAACCAAACUAUAGUUGAAACAUUCACCCACAAACAAAUUGAGCAAGGAUACCUUAUCUUUAAUUUUACUGAGUUUCAUUCCCCUGUAGAUAGUUUCACAUACUGCAUGCUAACAAGAACAGCAAACAUUUCUAAAUCUGUUAAUAUUACUGUCAAACCAUUAGUCAAGAUUCAGGACAAUGUUGUAUGGCCUAGGGGAACAACAGUCUUAUUAGAUAAUCAAAUUUUAGAUGCAUCCGAACUAGCGAACAGAACUAAAAGCAUUCCCACAUUUAGAAUAAUUCAUCAGCCUCAACACGGACAGCUCAUAAAUGUGUCUGAUAAUAGUAAACAAGGCUUGCCAAUAAAUGUUUUCAAUCAUAUUGAUCUGAAGAAUGGAUUUAUAGGAGUUGAGUUACUGGAAUCAGAAGGUGAUUUUUUCCUACAGAAUGACAGCUUAGUAUUUCAAUUAGAAGCUCGUGGCUUACCACCUGCUAUUGCAUCACUGGAAUUCACUACAGAGCCAUAUAAUGUUUUAUCAUUCAGUAAUGUCACUUUAAUUAGGAGGACAGGAAUUCAAAAUGGAGAUACUCAAAACACAGAAAUUCCAGAAGAAAAUAAAAUAUCAUUCUCACCAUCUCCAAAGCCAGUAUUAACAACAUUCUCAUCACCUCCAAAGCCAGUAGUAACAACAUUCUCAGAGUCUCCAAAGCCAGUAGUAACAACAUUCUCAUCACCUCCAAAGCCAGUAACAACAACAUUAUUAACAACACUCUCAUCACCUCCAAAUCCAGUAACAACAACAUUAUUAACAACACUCUCAUCACCUCCAAAGCCAGUAACAACAACAUUAUCGGCUCCAAGACCAGCAGUAACAGCAUUCCUGCCAUCAUCAAAGCUAGUAGUGACAACUUCAAAAGAAGUUGAAAUUACAUCAACUGACAUGCCUGGCAUUGAAGACAACUAUGUUGCUCAAGCAGGAAACAAUAUCUAUAAUAUAAUCAUUCCAGUCUGUAUACUAAUUGUUUUGCUCCUAAUUGCUGUUUUAGUGGGAGCUUUCUUCAUUAAGCGCAACAAGACAGGAAAACAUAAUGUACAACUGACUUCUUCAAAAUCUGCAAAUGGAACAGUUGACAAAGAGACAUUUCGACAAACUGAAUCUGGUCAGACUGUCCCAUUAAUGACAGUGAAAUCCCCAAGCAGUGAUACAGGAAGAGACUCAGAUGAGCUCAGUCAGAAUAUCAACCCUACUUUAAAAUCCAACCAAUACUGGGUGUGAACUUCUGACACAGAGUAUAAUGCUGCACUAUAUAUAUUUUUUGUAAUUUUUAUGUUCAGCUCGAUAAAAUGGGAGCUCAGAACUGCCAAUAAGUGAAGCAGUUUGGUGACUUAUUUAAUAAACUUGAAACAGCACUGGCGAUCAUUUUUGUGGGGAGGGGUGCUUCUCAGGGAAAAUGCUUUCUUUUCGCAUAAGCUGGAAAUUAGUAGAACCCAGUUGUGCACUGGCUUCUGUAAAAGCACUACAGAAUUGCUUAAAACCAAUGAUCUGAAGAAACCAAGUCUAAGAAGUACAUUUAGAAAAAUAUUUUAAAAAAAUUUAAAAGAUGUGCUGAUUCUUUUUCAGUUAACUUCUGUCUCCCAUACUUUCUUCCAUUCCAACUUAACUUAAAUAGAACUUAAUAUUAAUAGUAGGUAGUCUGGAAUCACAGUUUAGUACACUGUUUCCUCCUAUACUAUUUUUUAAGUGCUUACUAAGACAUACACUGGUAUGAAUAGCUAAAAUUUUCAAUGAUGUUUGGUCCAAAAAUGACAACAAUAUUUGUGAUAUUUAUUGGUUCAGAAAUCUAAAGCUGUUUUAAAUUAUUUUGAUUAUGUUUAAAGGGUACUUUAUUCUUACUACCAUAACUGCAGUAACAGUUGUUAUCCUUACUUGAGUAAUGGAAAUAUUCAGUUUCAGAUGUCAUUUCAUCUUUUCUGCUUUACAAUAUGCUUUUAAUAAUAAAUUAAUUUAAUAUCAUGGACAACUUUACAAGUAAACGCACUGACAGUCAUUACUUACAAAAUGCAACAAGAUCUCAACAUUCUGAGAUUUCCUGGAAAUUAAAUAUCAGCACAGUACAGAAAAUAGUUUUAAUAGUAAGCAUAGCAUUUAUAAAUUAUUCAUUAGAAUCAUAGCCCAUCAGUCCUACUUUUAUGUGUAUGACAUUUUGGAAGGGGUCAUCCUUUUUACAACAUGCCAAGUGUUGUGUACAUUAUUUGUGAAUGAUCAUUUUCCUCCAAUAAUUAAAAUUAUAGGUCUUGUGGGACAUGUUGUUAGUAUUAUAUGUCUCAAAAAUGGAUGUUAAAAUGCAUACAUUGCUUAGUAAAAUAAACCCUCUACUAUCACUUUCAUCAUAGCUAUGACCCAAAAGAGGCAGAUUUCAUCUGAUCAGGGGAUUACAUUUUUUUUUUUUUUUUGGAGAGGGGAAACAAUCAGCUGCUGACUAGUGUUCUGCCUUGGUAUUCAGGUUUCUCACAUCCAGGUUAACACUCACUGACAGACUGCAGGUUUUGAGCUCCCCAGUAAUAAAAUUCUAGUGAUUACUUGAAAAGCAGGUUGGGGAGGUAGAGAGUUCAGUGCUCCUAGUACAGCGUCAUUAUUGUGGUUGACAAGGGCUUUUGGGUUAUGACUAAAUUCUGACCCUGCAUGUUGACUAAUUAUUCCACAUUAGUGUGCACAUGGAUAUUGUGAGGGAUCCAUCCCUCCUCUGCAGAGAUAUACCUUCAGUUACUACCCCAUCUGCUUGCUAAAUUUCUGUCAUCAGUCCAUGGAUUCCACCUGGUAUGUUGAUAUGAGUUAUGCUCCACCACACACCAUUAGUUUGCUUACUAUGUUAUGGAGAGCCAAAGUCCAUAGUUUUAUAAAUCCUUAAAAACUGUGCAAUAAAUGAGUUGAUGUCUCAUUUCACUACGGAGGUAUCAUCACAACAUCAGAUGGUUGCAGUUUGAUUACUAAAUAAGAGCAAGAUUAAAUGUAUUGUAGACUGAUUAAUGGAUACAAUCUAAAUCAGCAGCAGGCUGCCUGAAAUAGGAUGUAUUACAAUGAAAUAAAAAGUCUAAUCGGUGAGGACUGUAUACGUGUCCAUACUCAAAGAAAACAAGUGUGUCAAACUAUUAGUUCUGACUAAGUAUGUCAGACAGGCUUUUCAAAAGGAUAUGCCCAAUCUGAGAAAUUUCCUUUGGCUAUAUCGUCAUUUGCAAGAUAAUCUGCAUCAUAAUCUUAAAUUAGUGGUCGAUGAAAGGUAUGCAUCAUACUUACUCAAGACAUUUUGCUUACCUUUCUCCUGCUAAACAUACCUUAGAGUCAUAUUGUCCUAAAGCUGAUAUCAUUUUGAUAUCUGUGGAAAUUGUUGUUGAGUAUGACAACAUACACUUUUUGAAUAGACAAUCCUUGCAAAUACAUUUUGUUUUAAUUUAUUAGUUAUUUUGUUUUCCUUUUAUUUACUGGGUUUGUCCAUCUGGGCCCCUUUUGAGUAGAGGUUGGGGAAAAAGUUCCAACAUGUUACAAAUAUUUUUAAAGAAACAUUCAGUAAUAUAUAUGAACAUAUUUUAAAUAAUAAACAUUAACAAUUAUUCAUACCUUUGCUAAUUAAGGUUACAUUCGUAUAAAAUAAACAAUUACGGUAUAAAAAAUACUUACAUAUUUAGUAGAAGUAAAAUAUUGAGUAUUUGAAGAGGCGUAUUAAUGGGUUUGUCAAAUAGAUAACAGAUGUUGUGAUUAGUGCUUAGAAAGUAAAAAAGAUUGAAAUGAGAGAAGAAACUUGGUAGUGUAGAAACCAUUAAGAGGUGAGGUAUUGAGUAGGUUUAGACAUAAUUAUAUAUGCCUAUCAUAAGGUUUACAUUACAGGUAUAGAGGUGGGAUAGUGAGCAUAGAUUUUGACCAGCUUAGUUAGACACUCCUAGGUCAGAAAUGCUGUCUUAAAUAAUCAGUCUGAUAGUAAAUCUGCUGACUGUAGUAAAGGAAAAUUUAAAGAAAAAUGGUAUACGAGAUACAUUUAUUUCAUCACAAUAACAUUGACCUUUUCUAUUUAUUUUAUACAUCUAUCCUUUAUCAAAAAUAAUAUUAAUAACCUAUGACUGAGGGAAGGGGCUAGAUUUUCAUGCUUUUACACCUAAUGCAGAUUCAGUGACUAACUCAGACAUCAACUAAUGGCUCAAAAGUUUAUGACAGUAAUUGCUGCAUGAGUUUGCUCAUGCAAAACAGUCUUUUCUAGAAUUUGAUGCAAAAACUAAAGUAACACAUUCUAAUCAGAUUAUUGAUAAAAGUGAUAAAUUUUCAAUGAGCUGUAAUUGUACUUAAAUACUAAAGAUAUGAUGACAUUUAUGGAAUAUGUGGAAAAAGGUUGCUCACUAAAGCAAAACAGAAUGAGCAUAGCUCUGUGACAGAGGGGAAUGGAGCCAUGACUGCAACCCAAGUGAUCAGGGUUGAGUUAACAGUCCUGACACUAAUGAAACCAGGCAAGGGAAGUAGUGAAAGCACAUGGCUGGCUUGUGUCUCCCACAGAGGUAUUCCACACUUGACAGUACUUGGGUAGAUGCAGUUUCCCCGGUGGAGAUUAGAAACCCACCCCUUGUGGAUCAGGGUGCAUUUGAAGGAAUGACCGUUGCAGAAGUGAGGAGAAGUGUCCUUAAUGCUCAGCCUCUUGCACUUCCCAUCCUUAGUGAUAGACUCCCACCCAUGUGAGGGGGGACCAAGCAGACUGACUGACAAGCAGGAAGGAUAAAAUGGUAAAAAAAAAGUGUAAGAUAAAAAUGUAAAAGUAGGUACCGUCUCAACAUUCAAUGUUUCAAAGUUUUUGUCAUCUCCAAAAGUAGUUUUAUAAAUUAUAUUUGACCGUGUUUAUUAAGUUAUCAAAGAAGUAUAGCAUUCUGAAAACAUAUUUACUUGCCUUUAGCCAGGAUAUUUAACUAGUGAUUUCAUUAUCUAUGUAUUAAUCCAAUGACCAAGUCAUUUGUUGCUAAAGACUUUUGUUACAAAAUAUGUUUGUUUUUGCAUGUAAUAUUUAUUUGCUGUUGUUAUCUGAAGUAGUGUGUUCACUUUUUUGUUUAUGACAUGGCAAUUUCUUUCAUAACACAGUAAGAAAGAGCACCUGCUUCUGUGUGUUUCUAUAUCCAAGAUAUUGAAUACACUACAUGCAUUUGUCAUUUGGCAGAAGGCUUGCAGGAAGGCUGAACUGAUGAUGUUUAGAGGAAAACUGCAUAUUUUUUAAUUUAAAGUGAUAAGUUAUAGGAAACACAGGUGUAAAGAACAUGAAGUUCCAGUGAACACAUUUUGACUUUCGAAAUGCCUCCAUAUGGCUGGAUAAUCAAUAUCUAUAUCUUGGGCACUUUAUUUAUUUACACACAGACAGAUACUAUGAAGGUUUAGCUGUUAAUACAAAAAACUUCUGUCACAGUGCAAAGUAUGAAUAUACAGUGCCACAAGGAAGCAAAUAUAUACACAAGUAUGUUUUUGUUACCUAAAUAAGCCAAAUAUACUGGUGAUGAAACAUAGGUUAGACCAUAUACAUUGCACACUGGGGAUGUCUCAAAAAGGUAGGACCCAAACAGGGCUAUAGUGUCAUCAUAUUGAUAAAAGGAAUCUAAAGGGAGGUGUAAACUUUCAAACAUCUAUACCAAUCAAUGUGAGAGACUGUGAUGUAAGAGGCAACCAGCAGUGAGAGGAUCAUGAAACUUUAGCUAGAAUGAGGAAGGAAAAAACAAAAUAUGAAUUAGUAAAUAAAAAUGACACUAAAGAAUAUGACACCAAAUCAAAAAGGUCAGCCUAUAUUACCCCAGUCAGCUGUGCUGUCAGAUUUGAAUUGCAAAGAGGCCAUCACAAUCUGCAUCCCAAAUGGCAGGAGAAAGCUAACACUUGUGUCUAUAUCCCAAAAGAAUAUAGUAGAUUGCUUGUGAGUGUGCACAAAAAAGACUGCAAAAAAGUCUGGUCAGUCCUCUCUGAUUCAGAAUUCAAUUCCUUUUUCAGUCCUUAUGUGCUUGUGAAAAUUAUCUGGCUGUUCUGCAGGACACAGCAAUCCAGCAAUGAAAUGAAUAUUCUGGAAUAAAUCACCACAUCCUUACUCUGCAGCACCAGGUCUCUCAUGUUGGCUAAUGCCUGUAGAAACCAUCUUCUGACAUUAUAGUCAAAAACAUGAAUGGAUUAAAUUUACAAACUAACACAUUCAUGCCAACAGCAGUCACAAUUUUACCCAAAAUAAUGAAAUAAUCUCAACAAUCUCAAUCGACUAAUUUCCAAAGUUACUGAGGCAUUCUUAGCUUCCUUUUAAUAGUGGAUGAACCAUCCAUGUAGUUUAGCAAUACUGUCCUUACAUCACACAUAUAUGUAUCCCUCAAAAAAGGAUUAAGAACAAAGCUAAGCCAUGCAUGAAUUGUGUUCAUAGUGAAUGUGACCAAAGCCUGCAUGAAAUGCUUACAAGGCACCCUAACAGGUGAGCUUACAAACUAUACAAACAUCAGGCAAGGGAGAGUAACAGACCCUAUUGUGAGACUUUAUGUAUGAGACAAAUAACCAGUGGUGAAACAAUCAGGAAGUACAUGAAGAAUGAGGGUGAGUAAGGAAAAAAUGAAAUAUGAAUUAGUAAACAAUGACGCUAAAGAAUAUGACAGCAUUCAAAAUGUCAGCAAUUAUUUAAAUGCAGUAAAGUAAGAUAAUGCAGUCAUAGCACCGUCAAACAAAUGUUGAUAAUGUUAUUUCUUAAAUGUAUAUUUACCUUUGUGCAUGAAAGAGCUCAGCAGUUCUCAGCAUCACUUCUUAAAUUAAUUAGAUAAACUACCAGUUCCUUGUCUGUUGUUGUUUUGUACUUUGAUACUUGCUCUAGGCACAUACAAUGUCACUGUAUUUGUUUCUCUAUUUCAGCUCCAUCUGAAAGGUAAACUGAUAUACACUGAUGAUGGGGAGACUCUCCUACCCUACCCUCUGGAAUGUGCAGACAGAGACAUGGAGUGUGUGCAUGGGUGUUGGGGGGGUACCUGACAUACACACAUAUUACAUUGGACUCAUGUCCCAUCCGGGGCUAGUUCUUUGCCUUAUACUUACUUUUAUAGCCUCCAGCUCCUCAUGGCCCAGCAUAGGAUAAAUUGGGUAUCAGAAAAUGAAUAAAUAAAUUAAUAAUGGACACCCCAAGAGCAGUUCAAUGAAGGGGUUACUGCCAAUCAGUAUUUUUCUGUAAUCCAAGAUGCCAAAAUUGACAUUAGUAGCACUGAGUGCUGAGAGUGCAGCCCCUGCAUUGUGGGCCCCCAAAAAAUGGAUUUUAAAUGGGCAUGAGCGUACUCAUUUUUGUCAGAAGAAUAAUAUUGUACAGCUCUGAUAUCUCAUAAGUAACCAGGUAUUCAGGUAAGGACGUCAGAUGUAAGAGGGUGCAGUCCCCUGCAUAAACACUAUUUUAAUGGGGCAAUUUCAAUGAGAUCGCUCACAUGUGGAUGAACAUGAACCUUUUUCCUGUAAGACUGUUCUUUUGUUUAAAUAAUUUGACUUGAGUAUUCAUUUGAUUUUCAGGAUUUCCAGGGAUCCUGAUGAAAUCUCCACUUGUUAGCAUACACUAACAUGACUUUCUAAGGUACAGUGAUAUUUCUCUUUGUGUAAGACCACUAUGUGCUUUAAUGAGACAUUUUUCUUUUCCCCACUGUUGUGCAACUGUUAGCAUAGAGGAGCUAGCAUUUAUAAGUGCAGUUGUAUAAAGGAUUUUUGCCCCUUACACAGGCAGUGUUGCAAACAUGCUUGUUUUGAUGUUUGCUUAUAUGUUAUAGAGGGAAUACUCUCUAAAUCAUUUGUGAUAGAGCAAUGUUUUCAUUACUGGUCCAGCACUGCCUAUUCCCAGAGGAAAUGUUACAGAAAACACAUUCUAUUAGUUAACCAUGGAUGUACAGUAACUUACUUUUUAGAGUUUUUUUUGAAAUGUGUUUAUUCAAUAUAUGAAUGAUCAGUUUAUAGCUUGUAAAUAUGCAGUUUUGAACUUAAUUAAAAACGUAAAUAUUUUAUUCAAAUGCUGCACAAUUUGAUAUAAUUGUAUCUAUUUGCUAAUGGUUGUUAAGUAAGUCUAAUGGCCCAUACUCUUCCACUGAACAUGUUUUGAGAGUUUUCACGUAUUAACUAGAAAAUCACCAAAGAUUUGAAUUUUAAGGAUUUCAAAUAAAUGUAAGAGAUGUCUCCUAAAGCUAUGUUUUCAUUCUUUACUUUGACAUGGAUACUAAUUAAUGUAUCUGUUUUAAAUUAAUAAUGGAUAAAUAGAGAGUAACUGUGUAAAAUUACAAGUUCACCAGUGAAUAGUACACGAAGCAUUCUUACUCAUCUAGCUAAGCAAACAGGGAUAGGUUUACUUAUGGCCAGUGCUGUAGGCAUUACAAUGUUUUUAUUGUAACAAAGCACUGCCAUUUCAGUGUUUUGUUGCCUUAUUCCACAUAGGAUUAAAGUUGUUUUCUGUCUUCUACAGAUGGUAAUUGUUUAUUGAUUUAUUAUUUUUUAAACAUUUUUUUUUACUAUCAUUUUCUCUGUGUUUUCAUAUUUAUCACAAAAUUUACUGUAUGAAGUGACAGAGGCUCCACAAAAAGAAAGUCAUAUUUAACAUUUGUAAUUAUUUAUUUAUUUUUUGGGGGUAGUUGUAUGAUGGUGUUCCCCAUUUACUACAUCAUAAUUCUCUGGGUUCUUUUCCUUUGCACAGUACUGAAUCCUGUUUUCCCUGUAUUACACAAAGCAGGUGUAGAAUACAAAAUCUGUUAAAGCAGGGAUUCUGACAUUAAUAAUGAUAGCAUGGAAACAUGUCACGGUGGAAGGUUGUAACAUCAAGGAUGGAGUAAGCUAUAGAGACAUAUUAAACUGUAUACGGAAAAAUUAUGCAUUUAUUUUUUUAACUUUUUGGAUGUGUUUAUCUCCAAAAGAAUAUGUACCUCAUUUCUUAGUUAUUGAAUAUUAUGUACAUUUAAUGUUCAGAAAAUUCAAAAACAAUUUUAAAGAAUUUAAGAAUUAUCAUCUUCAUGAAAUACCAGUAAAGUAUUUUAUUCUGAGGCAACACCACUCUAUUACAAGAAGGAAUACUCUAUUAUUUAUGAUGAAGUCUAGCCUUCAAGGCUCAUCUGUGAUUUUCUUCAUGGAGAAAGAAGUCCAGAUAGCUUAAACAAUGCAUGCUGGGUUUGGUGACUACUGAAUAACUUUCCAGAAAAUGUAUGUUUCAAACACUAACACCACAUUUCACUUUUUAUGGAGCAGUUGACAUAAUCCAGAAAUUCUACCAAACUGCAUCUCUCUUUACAAGCUUAAUUUUGAAAUUCCAUACAGCUGACAUGGAUUAAAACUGUAUCAUAAGUAUCACCAAAGUUGGUCUGAACUGAGGAAACAUUAGCAAAUUUAGAAGAGACUGAUGCAUGCUAGCAGAGAUGAUAUAACUGGUAAAUAAUGACAUAUUUUUAAAACCAAAAAAACUUUACUGGCAACAAAACCUGGAACAUGACUUAGAAGCCUUACUACAGGUAUAAAAUGUACACACUUGACAUUCAAUACAUCAAACAAAAAAUAACAUUAAUUAUGGCAGCAACCAGGAAUUUUCAAGCAAGUUGUGAGUGUGACUCUUUUGCAUGUAUGCAUCAGUGGUUAUAUGCAUCGGACUUCAAUAUGAAUGCUGCUUAAUUAUAUCUUAAUGUUGAUUUUCUUACUUUAUCCUGUCUUAAAGUUCCAGUAAUUAUGAGUAAAACCACCUUUUUAAUCAACACCACUUAAAAGAUAGAAUUUGACAUUAAGGAAAACUAAGUAGUAGCACAGUCAUAAGACUUUUGCCUCACAUCUUGAGUUUGUCCUUGCCUCUAUAAAUAGAUGGUCCAUGUAAGAUACUUCUACAAUAUUCACAAUCAUAACACUUAAAAUUAUUUCCAUUAAUAUUCUAAACAUUACUUUCUUCCUUUGUAUUAAUCUUUUAAAUUCUGUGAUCUUUCAUUCACAAAAUCAGGGAUAGAACCAACUACUUUUAAAACUUCUGGAUUACCCCUGAAUUAUUCUAUUACCUCUUAUUACAACUUUAUUGCCUUCUGAACCAACAGUGUAUAGUAAUAACAUUACUUAUACAGUGUCUUUAGGUGACUUUCUUGGCAUAACACCUCUACCUUGUGGAACUUCUAAAGAAUUGCCAUUUAAAGGCAUGACAGUACUCAUUGCUAUUCAUACCUUUCCUUUUAGUUAACUUCUAUGCAAAAAUAUCUAGAAGCUUUUUAGGAAAUCCUCUCACCUGAAAAGUUAGUUGCACAGUUUUUAUGUCAACAAAAAUAACCCUUUUGCAGUAUAUCACUCAACAAAUGUAAUUUAAAUUCAUAUAUGAAGCCAAGACUAAAGUCGAUAAAUCAUACAUGUAUUUUGAAAGGUAGCACUAGCACUUUGAGGCAUUCAUUUUAUUGGUUGAAGUAGGUAUUGUGAUUUUCCGCUGAUAAUAUUUAAGAACAGUUGAAAAGUGAAGAUGAAAGCUAUAUAUUGUGUAGAUUUCAGUGCUGUUUUUGACUGUGUACAUUUUUAUAUUUUUUAUUCUUGAUGUGAAAAACAUACAUUUCCUUAAUCCAUGCAUAGCACAUUUUAUUGAAUUCCAUCACUCAGAUGUUGAUGACAUAAAAGAUGCUGUUUUAGACAGAAUCAUUGGCACUACACCAGUGCAUAAACAUAGGAAAAACAAUAUUAAUAAACAAAGAAGCCUUGUACCUCCUGAAAUAUGACACAUACAUACAUCCCAUGGGAUAAACUCAGAGCUUGCUUAAGGAUCUACUCUGAGUAAUUGUAUGUAUUUAAUAAACGUGACUAUGUUAAACCAAAAGGUCUAAAUCCUUGACAGGUCACAGCUCAAAAUAGCAAUGCUUCUAAGAUUAUAAAAAACACAAUUUUUUUUUUUUUUUGGAUGAUGGCAAGCCCCUGCACCUGAUCUUUAUAUCUAGUCACUCCAGGGUCAUGCAAUCUAGACAAAAUAAACGGAGAUGUCCUUCUACCUUUUCUCAAUAUCCAGUAUACCACAAACAAGCUCACAAGUUGUGACACAGACUAUGUCAAAGUGUUGACAAGAGGAAACAGAUACUGACAUUUCAAUACACAAUACAGUGGACACAAGCAUGCAUAAGUUUACUCUUUCUUAGGUACGCAAGAUUAGUUUGACCAGAGGCCAGGCAUGUCUUCUUAACAACCACCCUCAGACACUACCAGGUUUUGUAAAGUCCAAAGGCAAAUUUAAGAACACCCAUCCAGAUAUCUAAUUUACAUCUGAAGGAUUGUAAAGAUAUUCAUUUGGCUGUUUCCAUAGUUACUGCAACACCUGUACUGGCUAGUGCAGUAUUUCUGUAGUCCUUAGAAAAGUUGUAGCACCAUGAGUUUUGGAAGUUUUUAUUUAUGUUUUAGCAUUCAAACCCAACAUGACUUGGUAAUGUGGUACACAAUAAAACAUUGCACUUUUACUUAAAGAAAAAAACAAAAGCUCGCCAAUGACAUGUUGCUAUGCAAUGCAGACUUAUCUUAAAAUAUGAAUGCAAGGUAUAUUUUCUGGGGGGAAAAGAUGUAUAUGUUUUCUUUUUUCAAAAGAAUAAAUAAUAGUUAAUACAUUACUCUAAAAAAGCAAAUACAGACAAUCCAUUUGCUGGUGAUGCCAAAGAGACAGCUAAAGUGAGAAUUAUUAAUUUGAUGUGCUUUUUUAUAUAAUGCAAUUCAUGUGGUGUGAUUCCAAAAUCUGUCUACAUGGUUUAUUUUAGUAUUUUGGUUAUAGUCUUCACAUUUGUUCCUUUAUUGCAUCUCAUACAGCUGAAAUGGUACCUUAGUCCCUUUCUGUUUUAUAGGCAUCUUUCAAACAGAUCACUGUCUGUGUCCCAUCUAGCAAAUCACACUAUGAUUUUUACAUGUUCCUUGUCAUAAUGCUGUGUUUCUCUCUCAAAUUCAUGUCCCAGCUUGAGCGCCUUCAUUGUACUGAUUUGUAACAGAUUCUAUAAAUUCAGUAUGCCAACAGUGAAAAAAAGAGAAACCAAUACAACUGCAUUAAUCUUGAACAUAUUCUUAAAUUGUAAGACAGCCUACAAGAAGUGUCUAGAAAUGUGGUGUUUAUUUUCUGAAAUUCUUAGUAUAAUUUUUCUAUAAAAAAACCUGCAACAAGUUCAGCACAAAAUACAUCAACUCUUAUGCUAAAGCUUUGUCUUAUUUCAGUUUGAAACUUGACUGUUGCUGUGCUUGCAGUAUUAAUGUCUUUUUAUAUUGUUUGUGCAUCAUGCUACACUAGACCAUUAAAGUGCUUUUGUUUACUAAAGUGUCA
Protopterus annectens (West African lungfish) is the source of this 18383-nucleotide messenger RNA. RefSeq names its product chondroitin sulfate proteoglycan 4 (gene CSPG4). NCBI's taxonomy places the organism in Eukaryota, Metazoa, Chordata, Ceratodontiformes, Protopteridae. The record is from RefSeq and is a predicted model, not a curated record. The transcript has 10 exons. The coding region runs from base 98 to 7369 and encodes 2423 amino acids.